Caenorhabditis angaria is the source of this 5061-nucleotide messenger RNA. The record is from the annotation of a GenBank genome assembly. Lineage: Eukaryota; Metazoa; Nematoda; Chromadorea; Rhabditida; Rhabditidae.
AUGGGAAUUAAAGGAUUGUCGCAAGUGAUUGCUGAUAAUGCGCCGAGUGCUAUUAAGAUUAAUGAGAUGAAGGCGUUUUUUGGCAGAAAGGUGGGUGAAUUUUGGGGGGAAAUUUCAAUGAAACAGUGAAUUUUUGCACUAUUCAAAUGAUCACAGAAAUUUAAAUCUGAAAUUCGCUAUAUAAUUGAAAACGUAAUUUCUAUUCAAAAAUUAAUGAGAAAUUUGAAACAGUUAAUUUUUUUCAAAAAAUUUAUUUGGUAUUCAAAAUACUUUAAAUUUUCAAUUAAAAAAUAAGUUAAUUGAAAAUUGAUUAUGGAAAAAAUGUAAAUUUUUCAAGUUACUCAAAUUGAUUUUUAAAAAAAACAGUAAAUUUUCUGCAAUUUUUCUUAUCAAAAUUAUCCUCAUGUUUAUUCAAAAGUGAGAAUUUUGAUAUUUAACACAAAAAAGUUAGAAACCGUGAAUUUUUCAUCGAAAAUUAUAGGUAAAUUGGCAUCGAAGAACGUAAAUAUCUGGAACGUAAAUAUAAGAUUUUUCGAUGGGAAUUUGUGUUGAAUGAUUUGUUUUGAUCUUGAAAUAUUAUCCAGAAUUUCUGAAGAAAAAUUUUAUAAAUGUUUUGAAACGUACAUAUUUCAAGAAAUAAUUCAACACAAAAUUCUUUUUGUUCAAAAAUUUCGAAAAUUUUAGCACUAACAUUCCAAAAUUCCCGCCAUAAAUCAUAUAAAUAUUUUGAAACAGUGAUAUUUUUGCAGGUCGCAAUUGAUGCAUCAAUGUGUUUAUAUCAAUUUUUGAUCGCUGUUCGACAAGAUGGAUCACAAUUGCAAAGUGAAGAUGGAGAAACUACUAGGUGAGGGCUUUUUUGCGGGCGAAAAAUUAAUUUCCUACAAGUCUAUAAUUUUACGAGCUAGUUCGCAUUACUCAUUGAAAUUUUAUUGAAAAUUCAGUUUUAUGAAAAUUUUGAAACAGUGAAAUUUUUGAAUUUCGAAAAACAUUUCAAAUUUGAAUUUUUGCUUCAAAAGUUGUCUAAUUUUAUGUGAAAACUUUGAAGGUAGGGUCAAAGUCUGAGCAAAUUUUCUGAUUUUCUUUGAAUCUAAAUUGAAAAUGUUGAAACAGUGAAGUUUUGUGAAAUGUUUGAAAAAAAAAAUUUUUUUAUUCCAAUUUUCCGCUAUUUUUCGUCCUCAAUUCAGCAGGAUAACAACAAAAUUCAAUUGAAAAUUCGUUUUUGCAAAAAUUCUGAAACAGUGAUUUUUUUUGAGAAAAAUAUCUCACUGUUUCAGAAUUUUUUAAAGCCUAAUUAAUAAUUACAUUGAAAUUUUCAAUUAAUUAUUUUCUAGUCAUUUAAUGGGAAUGUUCUACCGUACAAUUCGUCUAAUCGAUAAUGGAAUCAAACCUUGCUAUGUUUUCGAUGGAAAACCGCCAGAUAUGAAAAGUGGAGAACUUGAAAAACGAUCAGAAAGACGAGCAGAAGCUGAAAAACAAUUAUUAGAAGCCAAAGAAAAAGGCGAUAAAGAAGAAGCUGAUAAAUUUGAAAGACGAUUGGUUAAAGUGACAAAACAGCAGAAUGAAGAGGUCAAACGAUUGUUGACACUUAUGGGGAUUCCGAUUGUUGAAGCACCGUGUGAAGCUGAAGCACAAUGUGCACAUUUGGUGAGAGCUGGAAAAGUUUAUGGAACUGCGACUGAAGAUAUGGAUGCGUUGACUUUUGGAUCGAAUGUUCUUUUGAGACAUAUGUUGAUGUCGGAAGCCAAGAAAAUGCCCAUUAAGGUGAGGAUUUUGGGGUCUGAAAAUCUUUGGAAAAAUUGAAGUUUUGAAUUUAGCAGAAAGUUUUUCAUUAUCAAAAAUCUUUCGAAAAGAAUUCACUAAAUUAGCGAAAAAAAUCCAAAACAUUUUAGAUAUGUAAAUUUUGAAACAGUAGUUUUUUUGAUGCAACAAUGAAUAAAUAAUAACCAAGAAAAUUUUCUUUGAUUUAUGUUUGUGUAAAUUUUGAAACAGUAAAAUUUUUUUCAAAAAAAUUUAUGUUUCAAAAAUUUAAUUUAAAGGUGGACUGCGAGCAAAUAUGAAGUUUCCCUUUAUUUCUAGCAGCUCCUAUCCUCAAAAAAUGAGCGUUUAUGCAAAAAAUUAGAAAAAAGUAGCAUCGCAGCGAGAAAACACACAGAAACCGUCAUGAGGGUACGAGGAAGUGGUGAGGCAAACGCGCUCUAGCGAACAAGCGGCACGUUUGAAUUUUCUGUGUGUCUUUCUCGUUUUUUUCAGCGUUCAACCUUUUCAAGCAAAAUAUAAGGAGAAAAAUGAAUUUUGAGCAUAAUAACUUCACACAAAAAGAAAAAGGAGAAGAUUCUCUACCUAAUCAGCGAUUAGAAAUCGUGAAAUAAGAAAUUUUGAGCUUUUUUCUCCCAGUUCAAAAUUAACGUGAGCAAUAUUUUGAAAACACUACAUAAAAUAUAUCAAUUUGUUCCUUUCUCACUCAGGAAUAUCAAUAAUCAUGAAAAAAUUCUUGAAAAAUAAAAAUUUCACGGUUUUGGGUUGAAAAACGUAAAACAAUGAAAAUUCACACACUCUCGACAAACACACAAAUUGACGCGCAAUUGCAGACGAUUUUUGUGUGCUUUGGCGCUGUCCACCUUUAAUUAUUUCAAUUUUCAAAGCGAAAAUAAUUUGCUAAAAUUCUGAUUCAUAAUGUUUUUGAAACAGUGAAGUUCUCGGGAAAAAAUUUAAUUUUUGCUGAGUUAAAGGUGGACAGCGCCAAAGCACACAAAAAUCGUCUGCAAUUGCGCGUCAAUUUGUGUGUUUGUCGAGAGUGUGUGAAUUUUCAUUGUUUUACGUUUUUCAACCCAAAACCGUGAAAUUUUUAUUUUUCAAGAAUUUUUUCAUGAUUAUUGAUAUUCCUGAGUGAGAAAGGAACAAAUUGAUAUAUUUUAUGUAGUGUUUUCAAAAUAUUGCUCACGUUAAUUUUGAACUGGGAGAAAAAAGCUCAAAAUUUCUUAUUUCACGAUUUCUAAUCGCUGAUUAGGUAGAGAAUCUUCUCCUUUUUCUUUUUGUGUGAAGUUAUUAUGCUCAAAAUUCAUUUUUCUCCUUAUAUUUUGCUUGAAAAGGUUGAACGCUGAAAAAAACGAGAAAGACACACAGAAAAUUCAAACGUGCCGCUUGUUCGCUAGAGCGCGUUUGCCUCACCACUUCCUCGUACCCUCAUGACGGUUUCUGUGUGUUUUCUCGCUGCGAUGCUACUUUUUUCUAAUUUUUUGCAUAAACGCUCAUUUUUUGAGGAUAGGAGCUGCUAGAAAUAAAGGGAAACUUCAUAUUUGCUCGCAGUCCACCUUUAAGAAGCUCAAAAUCAAAAAAAUUCAACAGAAAAAAUAAAUAUGAAAGUUUUGAAACAGUAAGAUUUUUAGAAAAUUAAUUUCUAUUUUCUACAAAACGUUUUGAGUUUUUGUAUUUGUAAAAUGUUUUUUUUAAAAUUUCUAUUCUAAAAAUUGUACUGUUUCAAAACUUCUUAAAGUUUAAAUUCUGAUCGUGUUAAAUUUAAUUAUGGUAACAACAGGAAUUUCUUCUCAAAAAAUUCACUGUUUCAAGAAUUUCAUGAACGAAAAUUCUCAACUAAUUUUCUUUUUAGAAUAUUCAAUGUGCUGCAAAAAAAUCAAAUUAUGAGUAUUUUUGAAAGGGUUGAGUUGCAUUAUCUAAAAAUUACCAACUUUUCAAAUUAUGAAAUUUUGAAACAGCAUAAUUUUUUACUACAAAAUUUUUUGAAAAACUUCAGCUUUUCACACUGAAUUUUAUCAAAAAUUCUAAUUAAAAGCUUUUUUUGAACCAUGAACCUUAUCAUCAAAAUUUUAAACUCCAAAUUAAUGAUUUAAAAUAUUUUUGAAACAGUGAAUUUUUUUGAGAAAAAGAAAUGGAGAAUUUUGAUUCCUGAAAAUAUUUAUUAGACUGAAGAGGACUUUUUUCAAGCAAAAUUCAACUCAUCUGACAGAAAUUAUGUUUCUCUCCUGAAACAGUAAAAAUAUUUUUCGUUCAAAAAUGUUAUAAAACACAUUUCCUCUCCAUUUUUAAAUCAAAUUUUUGCUUUCAGGAAAUCAUUCUUGCUCGACUCUACGAAGAAAUGGAUAUAACUGAAGAUCAAUUUAUUGAUUUGUGCAUUUUGCUUGGCUGCGAUUAUUGUGGAACAAUUCGGGGAGUUGGACCCAAAAGAGCUGUCGAAUUGAUCAAACAACACAAAGAUAUUGAGACGAUUUUGGAGAAUAUUGAUCAAAAUGUGAGUUUUAUUUUUUCAAUUUGAAAAUUCAUGAAUUUUGAAGCGAAAAAAUCCACGUGGAAAGAUCAAAUUUCGGAAAUUUUGGCUUUGAAAAUCCACGAGCAAAAAAUUCACUGUUUCAGAAUUUUCCUAUAUAAAUUUUUUUAAAUUUAUUUUUACUGAUUCAGGCAUCUCAUAUAAAAUUGAAAAUUGUAUAUUUUUAAUCAAAUUUUCGAAAUAAUAUCAAAUCGAAUCAAAUUUUUUAUUAGAAAUUUUUGAAACAGUGAAAUUUUGGAAUAUUUUUUUUGAAGUAUCAAAAAACACUCAAAAAAUUUUCCAACAAAAAAACUUUACUGUUUCAAAAUUUUCGUAUAUUUUUUGGAUGUUUUUUCAGAGUAGUGGAUCAUUCCAUAGAAUUUCAUUCGAAAAAGUUUCAAUUUCAAAAUUGCCACGUCAUAGCUCAAUCCAAUUCAACAUUCCUAAUUUUCCAGAAAUACCCACCGCCAGCCGAUUGGCCAUACAAAAGAGCACGCGAAUUGUUCAAACAUCCAGAAGUGACAAAAGGCGAAGAAGUUGAGCUAACUUGGAAAGAUCCAGACGUCGAAGGAAUCGUUCAAUUCAUGUGCGCUGAAAAGAAUUUCAGCGAAGAUCGAAUUCGUGCCUCGCUUCAACGAAUGCAAAAAAGCAAAAAAGCUGGAACACAAGGAAGAAUCGACUCGUUCUUCACGGUUUCCAACAAUGUCAAAUGUGUUACGGCGGCGAAGCGAAAAGCGAUCGAAGAUGCGAAGAAAUCGGCGAAAAAGGGGGGUGCGCCACCGAAGAAACGCGCUAAGUAA